AUGGGUCUGCGACAGUUCUGGAGGAACUACAAAGUUUUGAUUGUGAUGGGUACAAGUCUGGGUCUGAUCCACUUGGGCUGGUACAAUCUAAAGGGCAAUCCACUCCUGCAGAAGAACAGAGAGCAGUACAUUCCUGAACCCGGCAUCGUGGCCUUCGUCUCACCACCUGCAGCUGCCCCUCCUCUUCCUCCUGCCGCUGCUCCUCCCAAGACCAAAAUAGUCAACAUGAAGCCUCAGAGCUGGCUGAGGAGGAACUGGCUGCUGGCUGCCGGCGGGGCGUUCGUUUCCAUCCACCUGGCCACCUGGAUUCUGCAGAGAGUUAUGAAGAGCAGCGUCCGUUCGGAGGUGGCGCAAAAGGAGAAGACGGACGACAAGAAAAUUUUCUGA
Menidia menidia (Atlantic silverside) is the source of this 387-nucleotide messenger RNA. The record is from the annotation of a GenBank genome assembly. Lineage: Eukaryota; Metazoa; Chordata; Actinopteri; Atheriniformes; Atherinopsidae.